UCUCUUACUCAUAUUUUCUCUCUCCGUCGCCAUUGCUAUUUCUAUUUGUGUCCAAUAUCUCCACUUUUCGAAUUCUCCUUUCUCACCUCACACAGCUGCCUUUCUCCAUUGCUGUUGAAACCUCUUCAACAUUCCUUUUUCAUUUCCCCAACGGCUGAAUUCAUCAUUGCUGUUCUUCAAACCUUUUUCCACACUUAUCAUUCACCAAUUUCUCCGCUACAGAACAGAGUCCUUAUUCGCUAAUGAUGGCUCAUAAACAGUUACUGCACGAGCUCCUGAAGGAAGACCAGGAGCCGUUCCGAUUGCAGAGCUACAUCACCGACCGGCGAUCUCAGCUGAAGAAACCGCCGGCGCCGCCGUCGUCCACCGGUUUACAGCUCAGAAAACGAAAGCCAAUACUGCCGGAAUCCUCCACGAAACGCAGCAAUUUCACCAAGCAUGCCUGUUUUCUCUCGUUCCAGAACUCGCCGGGCGUUUCGCUCUCGCCGUCUCCGGCGAAGAGCCCCCGCAAGUCGCCGGUGUUCCUCCACAUUCCGUCCGGAACCGCCGCGAAACUUGUCGAAGCGGCGAUGAGGAUCCAGAAACAGCAGCAAUCGAAGCCAAAUUCCCAAAAUCUAGGGUUUGGGCUGUUCGGAUCCUUUCUCAAGAGACUCAAGGAUCGGAAGAGGAAUAAAAAUCGUGCGAUUCAGAAUAACGAGGAAAGGCCCAAACAAGCCGCCGGACAACCUGUAAGGAUUUCGACUUGCAGAAUCCACCGGCGGCUGAGCAGCGCUCAUUGGACAGACAACAACGAAGAAGACAUAUCCAUGGAUUUUGAGGCCUCAACCAGCGGCUACGGUUCAGAUUGCUCGGAGGAUAUCACCAGCGAUUUCGAUUCCCCAGAAACACGCUUUUGCACAAGCCCCUUCGUAUUUUCUUUCAACAAAAGCCCGUCGUCCAACGGCGGCCGUCGCACGCCGGAUUUCUGUUCUCCGGCGUCUUCUCCGACUCGCCAAACACAGAAAAAGGAGAAUGAAGAAACAUUGGUGCAAGAAGAUGAAGAAGAAAAGGAGCAAUGCAGCCCUGUUUCAGUAUUGGAUGCUCCUUUCGAAGACGACGAGGGAUGCGAAAGCGGAGAUGCGGAGGCCGACGAUUACGAUCCGGAAUGCAGCUAUGCUAAUGUGCAAAGAGCUAAAGAGCAGCUUUUAAACAGACUGCGAAGAUUCGAGCGUCUCGCCGAGUUGGAUCCGCUGGAACUUGAGCAGAAGUUACUGGAAGGAUCAGACAACGAUGAUUUGGGAGUCGAGGAGGUGUCUGAGGACGAGGGGUCGUAUUCGCUGUCCAGACGUCCCUCGGUGCAAACAUUAGUAUCCGAAGCGUUCAUCCAGUCCAGCCUUCAAUGUCAUUACAAGAAAAUGUCCUUAGACAUUAAGAAGCUAGCAACUGAUCCUGCAGCAGCCGAGGUAAAAGGCGAAAGUGAAAUUAGCCGUUCGGACAAUCAAGAAAAGAGUGAAUUCACCAUUAUUGAAAUGAUCGGUUUAGAGUUAAAGAAUGAUAGCGAUGAAUGGACAAAGUUUGCGGAGCAAGUCGACAGCACUGCUGCAGACAUCGCGGUUGCUAUUUUCGCACUACUUGUCGAAGAAGUGUCCGAUGAACUUCUCUAUUGAAGGCACAUUAGGUCUUGUUCAAUGUUGUCUUAGAAGUUGGAGAAUGAGCAAUGUUGUUGCAGUCGAAAGGAUUGGGAAAAAUGAAGUUGUAGUAGGAUCAUCAUCAUCAUCAUAACUGAAAUUAUCCAUGGAGUAGAAGAGCAUUAAUUUAGUAAUGUAGCUGAAUUGGACAAAAAUAACAGAUUCAUCAAACUCCUAUUUUAUUCCUAUGAUGAACGAAUUAUGUUCUUUUUCUCA
Andrographis paniculata is the source of this 1883-nucleotide messenger RNA. RefSeq lists its product as uncharacterized. The record is from RefSeq and is a predicted model, not a curated record. The coding region runs from base 243 to 1646 and encodes 467 amino acids. The transcript has 3 exons. NCBI's taxonomy places the organism in Eukaryota, Viridiplantae, Streptophyta, Magnoliopsida, Lamiales, Acanthaceae.